This is a messenger RNA of Lineus longissimus, 879 nucleotides long. RefSeq lists its product as uncharacterized. NCBI's taxonomy places the organism in Eukaryota, Metazoa, Nemertea, Pilidiophora, Heteronemertea, Lineidae. The record is from RefSeq and is a predicted model, not a curated record. The coding region runs from base 1 to 879 and encodes 292 amino acids. The transcript has a single exon.
AUGGAUCGGCAUGGUUAUGCUGAUGAUAACCAAUUGUAUACCGCCAUUCAGCUGUUUCGGAAUGCAGCUGCUGUUCUGGACAAAUGCGCAAAGCUUGAGGUAUGUUUGCUAGCCAUUCAGGAUUGGUUAACCGCUAACUUCCUCAAGGGUAAUCCAUCGGAAACUGAGAUUGCUCUGUGCGGAACACCACAGCGCCUUCGCGCCCUUGGACUCGAGUCUCUCUCCAUAGCUGGGAUCAAUGUUCAUGUUGCGGAUGGUCCCGUUCGGAACCUCGGGGUCCUGUUUGACUCAUCACUGUCGCUGGCUUCCCAUGUUAGAGCUGUUGUCAGUUCUGCCAACUACCACCUCAGAAAUGUGGCACUUGCUCGCCACCUCCUCACAAAUAAAGCAACCAGGACACUGACUCAGGCCAUGGUGGUAUCACGACUGGACUAUUGCAAUAGUCUCCUACUAGGGGUAUCCGAGGAACUUGCCGACAAACUUCAAGUGGUCCAGAACAAUGCAGCUCGUUUGAUAACCCGUACAUCACGUAGGAAUCACAUCAGCCCGGUUCUAGAAGAUCUUCACUGGCUCCCCGUCCGUGCCCGUAUCGAGUUCAAGGUGCUAACUCUAGUCUACAAGGCGGUAAAUGGUAUUGCCCCUGAUUACCUGCAGGAUCUUUUGCAGUUAUACACCCCAUCGAGGUCACUCCGAUCAUCUGACAAGAACCUCCUAUCUGUGCCGCGUUCAAAGACUACAUCAUUUGGUAGGCGUGCCUUCAGUUUUCUUGCUCCCCAACUGUGGAACUCUCUAAGCUGUAAUCUACGGGACACUCAGUCACUCCUUGCUUUCAGGAACACUCUAAAGACGGUCCUAUUUCAGAAGUACUUUGCUCGCUAG